AUGGAGGAGGAGGAGGAGGUGAAUGCCUACUUGCAAAGCUGUGGGGGCUUUGUGGCAUGUCAUGAUGCUGGAAGCAAAGGAAGAAUUCUCGUGGCUACUCGGGAUUAUCAGAGUGGAGAGGUCAUCUACUCCGAACCGCCCUUACAUAUCAUCGAGGAGGACGAGGACUCCGAAGUCUUUCAGCGCUUGGAAGAUUUUGCUGCAAGGCAUGCCUUGUACAGCGCUCGCUGGUACUGGUGCGCUUUGAACUCCAUGACGGCAUCGGAUCUGGAGCAGUUCGCCCAACUUCCUUGUUCCAUCAUAUCUGAAGGGCUCCAACGGCAGCUCCUAUGGCUUUGCGCCCCUGAUGAGAAUGCCUCGGAAGCUCUUCCAGUCUUUCAAGAGCUCCUGCAUGACUUGGGAAUGGCGGAUGUUCCUACAGAGGUCACACGAAAAUUUUGGCAACUCCUGCAGGUCUGGAAGUACAACAGCUUUGAAUACAGCGAUGAUCCUGUUGCCUCUGCCAUCUACUUGCAAGCAUCGUUCCACUCACAUGACUGUAAUCCCAAUGCCAACUGGGUCGCAGAUGAUGCUGGCCUCACCCUGCGUGCACGGCAUUUCAUCCCUGCAGGGCAGGAGGUGACCAUCAGCUACCUUUCAGAUGAGGAGCUCUUUGAAUCAACGUCCCAACGACGGAUGCGUUUGAAGAUCUCAAAGGACUUCCACUGCUGCUGCCAGCGCUGUGCCGAGCUAUGGGACCGCAGCCGUGGGGUGCGGUGCCAGUGCGGCCGCCUGCGCUUUCUGGACGUGGAAGGUUCUAUGCUGUCACCCUGCGAUGCUGGAUGCAAUUGGCCAUCAGUGGAUGAAGUGCUGAGGAGAGAAGAACUUCUGGUGCUGCUGUGCAGGCAGCAAGCAGACGCGGACCGCGCAACGCGCCUGGCGAGCGCUCAAACUUUUGCUGCGGCAGCAGAACAGCUGCUGCCAAGGCAUUGGGCCACAGAAUGUUUGUGGAAAUGGCUUGCUGAAGGUUGCGCCACCAAGUUGGAAGCCAAAGACUGCGAGGCGAAGCGGCUUCGCUUCCUGCAGGAUGCAUACGAGGGAGCUAAGCGAAACACCCACACAGCUUGGGUGAUGUCGAGUCUGGCCAUGUGGACGCUAAGUUCCUGCGGUGCCCUGCAGCACGCAACGCCUCCAGAUUGCAGUGCGCGGGUGCGCGACAGCGGAGCGCUGGAGCUUUUGAAGGAGGCAGCUGGGCUGCUGAAGGAUUUGAAUGGAGAAGAUGACAAGUAUUUUCGCCACGUGCAAAGGAACCUGGAGCGAGUAUCUCACCUAGACACCGCGUAG
Messenger RNA from Cladocopium goreaui, 1323 nucleotides. NCBI's taxonomy places the organism in Eukaryota, Dinophyceae, Suessiales, Symbiodiniaceae. The record is from the annotation of a GenBank genome assembly.